UCUCUGCAAAAGAGAGUGAACGAUAUUAUCCGCGAAAUCGGAAAGAAAUUCAGGGUCGCCCAGAGCUGGUUCUACCUUUAAUGCCUCUUCCAUUAACCGCUCAGACGAUCAUCCUCUGAUAAUAUUCCUACAUGAAUAUAAAAAUUUCUUAAACGAUGUUUACGAAGGACAUGUUUUCCACGUUUAGCACAGCAGAUUUUCCAAAGCGAUAUCAUUAUUCAUAGAUAUAUUCGCUGAUUAUAACUUCCCCUACAUGGCAUUUUGUUCUCUUUUAGCAUCUCAUCUCUCUCCUUCUUAACAUAGAAUUUUUAUAUAUCCUUAUAUAUAUUAUCCUUAUACAAAAAUAAAUAAAUAUAUCUAUUAUAUUUCUCAUUUAAAUCUUAUAUAGAUAUAAGAAAAUAAUAAAAAAAAUAAUUCAUCAUAUAUAUCAUAUUUCGAAGUUUACGUCAUUACAUCAUUGUAAUAACGUAGAUAUCUUGUAGAGCUAAAAAUACCGUACUAGAUUUGAUAUAUUGUGGCAACUGGCUAUCAAGGUCAUCUUAUGCGAAAUUACGCUUGAUUUUAUUCGGAAGUUUCGCUUUUCCGGCGAACAUCAUCUUAAAUGUAUACAAGAAAAUCAAUUCUAAGAUCGUUCGCAAAGUCUCGUGCUUUGAUGUUGACAUAAAUAUUUUUUUAAACAACGUCUAAGGAAACCAGACAUAGUAAAAAAGAAUAAUUCAAACGCAAUGUGCCGACUUUCGACCUGGUCCAUCUUUCAAACCGGUUUACCUCGGAAACAAGAAAAAAGGAGCAUCGUGCGGUCUUUCUUCCGUCUGCUUCGCAGUGUCGUGCUUGAUAUGUUCUGUCGGAGAGCCAAUUAAUUUAACAUCUACUACAGUGCGCACGUGUAUUUUUACACUAUCGUAGCACGUAAGAUCUCAUCAAAGUCGAACGAUCUCAUCUUCGGCUUCGACAUCUUGUCCGGUUUCGUUCCCUCUUCUACGGCGACGAGACUUUUUCUUCGCGAACAGUCGAUCGAUAGCUCUCGCGGUAGCUACCACGAUUUCCUCUCGUAGAAUCGGCAUAUAAAAUUCAAACUGCUUAACUACCGGUAAAAAUUUACUGAAUGUUAACUUAGUUUUUCAUCACAUUUAACUGGUCAAUCUGCAUCCACUUGUCAAGAUUUCGUGAUAGAUGAUGAUACUAAAAAAGGUGGCUGUUAUUUUAAUAGUCUUCAUUUGGGCCCGUGAUUCUUUGGCGGGUUAUCAUCAUCGCUCAAGACGCUCAAACAACGAAUAUAUACUACACAGAUGUACAGCUACUGCGGAAUUAAUUAGAAAACACAGGAACGGAGAAGGUGUUAAUUCACGUAAAGCCGAGGAUGAUUCGUCCUCUCGGUUACAAAUACAACAGAGAGAUCCUGAGAUUUUCGUAGCGACGGCUCUAACCGACGCUUCUCGAUCUGAAACUUCGAGCGGUGUUUAUCGACGUAUGACUCAUAUGAGGAAGCGCGGUAGUGGACACGCACGUCGAAUCACGGGCACGCAUUUCGAAGAUACACCCCUCAGAACCCUCAAUAUAGACGCAUCCCAAGGCAGACCAUCAGCCUUCAAGAAAAAGAACCCGUUACCGGAACUUGCGCACGAUGUAUCAAGAAAAAUCGACUCGUCGCCGCGUGUAGUAGUCAUAAAACCUGUAACUUAACAUUCUUCCAAUGACGCUUGACUUACGCAAGGUUUGAAUUUAUUAUGGAGGUUGGCGUAACUCUCGUUACAUUUAUUUGUAAUAAUUUAAAUAAAA
Messenger RNA from Formica exsecta, 1779 nucleotides. RefSeq lists its product as uncharacterized. The transcript is spliced from 2 exons. The record is from RefSeq and is a predicted model, not a curated record. The coding region runs from base 1174 to 1683 and encodes 169 amino acids. Lineage: Eukaryota; Metazoa; Arthropoda; Insecta; Hymenoptera; Formicidae.